AAAUACCAUUAAAGUUUUACAUCACAAGUUUCCAAUUAAAAUAGUUUUACGCGUUACAAUCCGAUCGUCGCCAAAAUAUUCGCCCGUCCACCGCGGCAGCGACAGUGCCGAAACGUCCGCCGCCCUCUUACAACCGUCAGAAAUCCAGCCGGAAGAAACAACCCGAAUCGAAAAACGGUCCAACAAGAUUGAGGUUAAAACGUCGACCAGUCGACCGGUGCACGGUGUCGGAGGCACGCACGCCGUCCGACAAAAACGCCCCGUUUUUUCAGCGAAGCGACGCCGACCGACCUGAACGUGGGAUUCAGGAAAAAGGGCGAAAAAAAUCGCGGCGUACGGCAAAAACGGCGACGCAUGCGCACGCCGUGGCGGCACCCGAAAUUCGCGAUCUAGAGUUGUUUUUGUUUUCGGUUCGGGCGAAUUUGUUUCCGGUGCGCGUUUUGUUUACGACAAACAUUUAGUUACAUCAAAACUUUUUGACUGACGAGCGACGUCAAAAAGUGUAACGCACAUAACCAGAAACAGUCUCGUCGGUCGUGGAACGGACGGAAAUUCAAUCGGACGCUUUGCCCACAUUGAAUGCCAGAUAUUGUUUAUAAUAUUUUAGAAGUGAUUUGGCUGAUCGUCGGUUAUAUAUGUUUUAGCGUUGACGUUUACAGAUAAUGUUCAACACACAGUUGGGGCAGUUCAACUUUGCUAAUCCACAGAGGAAGAACAAGGACGAUAAAAUGACGGACAACAAUAGUAAAACGGACACGAACAACGGCUCGGGCGAUAGCGGUUCAACAUUCGACAAGACCAAGCUGAUUGUCAACUACAUACCGCAGUAUGCGAUGGAGGAGGACCUGGCCCAGAUAUUCACCCCCAUCGGACGGGUGGAGAACAUUAAGAUAAUGCGUGACUUCAAAACCGGCUACAGCUACGGUUUCGGAUUUGUUAAAUACUACAAUGCGGAGGAUGCUGCCAAAGCGAUACAGCUGAUAAAUGGGAUGACUUUCAGGAACAAGAGGCUGAAAGUGUCCUACUCAAGGCCCCCAGGCACUGACAUGAAAGACUCCAAUCUGUACAUCACGAACCUGCCCAAGGAUGUCACCGAACAGGAUGUGGACAAGUUGUUCAGGGAGUUUGGGGAGAUUGUCCAAAGGACUGUUCUUAAAGAUAAAGUCACCGGGCUUCCCAGGGGUGUUGCAUUUGUCAGAUUCUCUAAAGGCGAGGAGGCGCAGGCGGCGAUCUCGCACCUCGACGGCAAACAGCUCGACAACGCCAUGCUGCCGCUCAGCGUGCGGGUGGCCGAGGACCACGGCCGCCAAAAGGCGCAGUACAUGGACAUGUGGAACCCGAUCAUGUACAGGGCAUAUCUAGACUAUGUACACGAGUGUUUGACAUACGAACACGAGCGGGCGCUCGAGUUCGCCGCCCUCAGUCGAAAAUUUCGUGGUGGCGACGCACACCACCACCACCACCACCACCAACAACAACAACAACACCCACAACACGUUGUACCACCGUCGAAUCAUGGCUCGUCGUCAGGUUUCGCACCGAUGCGCGGCGCCGGUGGAGCGGGCGCAGGCGCCGGCGGGGCCCCGCCCUUCCGCGAGCUGGGCAUGCGCAGCGCGGGCGGCGGACGUUACGGCGGCGUCGGCGGCAGGUUCGGCGGCGGAGCGGGCGGAGGCGGUGGAGGCGGCGGCAUAGGGAGCCCGGGCGGCAUGAGGAACAACAUCGGGGCGGGCGACAGCUUCUUCCCCAAUCCGUUCUACUACUGAGGCGAGACGUCCCGAUUGGGUGCGGCGCGGCGGCGGCGUUGCGGACGGGCGACCAGGUGUUUUAUGAUCUUGACGGCUGAUGUUUUUGUUUGUUUUUCGAUGUCGCGCGGGCAGGCCCGGACGGCGAUGAUGUUGCCAACGGACGGAUGUGUUUUUAACGUAUUUCGAUUCAUAUUGGCGUAGGAGCGUUGUUUUUAAAUAAUUUUUUAUCAUUUUGUUUGUACAUCAGUUCCCGUUGUUGCGUUGAAUUGGUUGACGGGUCCGCGUUAUUAUGAUGUUUUGUUGUCGUUUUUGCGAUGGUCGCCCAUUCGGAUCGUUCCGUGCGUCGGACUUGAAUGAUUUUAUGUUUUUAUUGAUUGAAUUUGCGAAAGACUGUUUUUGUUUGUUUUAAACAAUUCUGUUUAUAUAUAUACACAUAUAUAAUCAUAUUAUACAAUAUUUUUAGUAUAUUGUAAGAUAAAUAUCUAUUUAUUUUUACUUAUUACAGAAUUAUAUUUAUUGUUUAAUUAUAAAGUAUUGUAAGAAAAGAAUUAACAU
Molecule: messenger RNA, 2300 nt
Organism: Aethina tumida (small hive beetle)
Lineage: Eukaryota; Metazoa; Arthropoda; Insecta; Coleoptera; Nitidulidae
Gene: Sxl
Product: sex-lethal homolog
Exons: 5
Coding region: 663-1763 (366 amino acids)
Cellular component (GO): ribonucleoprotein complex
Molecular function (GO): RNA binding
Source: RefSeq, a predicted model, not a curated record